Pocillopora meandrina is the source of this 708-nucleotide messenger RNA. The record is from the annotation of a GenBank genome assembly. NCBI's taxonomy places the organism in Eukaryota, Metazoa, Cnidaria, Anthozoa, Scleractinia, Pocilloporidae.
CUGACAGGCAGAGAAAGAUUCUGUCAAAAUUUGCCAUCUCCCGAAAAUGUAUCAAGUAGAAGUUCACCCUGUUCAACGGUCUUCUCAGACGACGGCAAGGAUUACUAUGACUUUCAGUUAUACAGCCCCCUUAGUGUCGACUGCGAUUUCCAACUGACACCUGAACUUACCAGACUCGAUAUGGCUUCCUCUGCCAUUGAUUGGCUUGAGAACCUGGAUUCAUCUCUUCAAACAGAAGGAGGUUCACAGACAAAUGUUGCAGAGGAUCACCAGCGUAAUAUGAUGACGUCAUACAGGAACGCGGGUGUGGAUUGUCAAGUUGGUGCUGCUGUUACGUUUUUCAACCCUGUACAACCUAGACAUGCUUACGGUCCUUCUCCAACAGAGGUUGCCACCUUCGAAUGUCAUUUUUCUCCUCAUUCUUACCCAAAGGAUAGGAACAACCUAGAUUCUGUUGAUUGCGUUUCUGAUCAGAAAUGGAAAAGAAGCAGGUACUCUGUCCCGGAUGAAUGCAAAGAUGAGAAAUACUGGAGAAAUCGAUCACGCAACAACAUGUCUGCGAGAAAAUCUCGGCAAGCGAAGAGAGACAAAGAUCGCUUGGUCGCAAGGAAGAUGGAGGAACUUGAGAAAGAAAAUGCCAUGCUAAAAAUGAUGCUGGCAAAUUUCAUGGUUCAACAUCAGCGGCAACAACAGCGCUCGCUUCCUUGA